GUACGUAAGAUCAGACCCAAUAGUCUCUGCAUUACCAAAACCCCAAGGGCAGGGCAUUUACUUGCUGCAACUCGCUUGCUCUCCUUUUUGUUUUUCCUGCAUGACGUCAACUCAGAUGGGCUCUCCCUACAGGCCUACCAAACACAAGUGUCUAACUGAGGAAAUGGAAAUAAACUUGGGGAAAUUGGCGUUUGACCUCAAUUUUCAUCCAUCGCAGCAAUUAGUGACUACAGGUCUCAUCGAUGGCCACCUUCACUUGUAUCGAUAUUCAUCUGGUGGUUCACUACCUGAAAGGUCCAAACAAAAAAAAAUUCGGCUCCCUUCACAGAUUAUGACUUUAUGGUUAUAGGGUGUUGGAAGUUCAUGCACACAGCGAAUCUUGCAGAGCUGCUCGGUUCGUCAACGGUGGCAGUGCCAUUUUGACGGGGUCUCCAGACCACACAAUUCUUGCAAUAUGUGGAAACUGGUUCUGCUCUCGCUUGCCUUGAAAAUGCUCAUGAGUCUCUCUCUGCUCUCUUCUUAAUCGGUAUUCAAGAGUGCUCAUUUUGGUCAUAUUCUGAACAAUCAUAUCUUCAUCAGCCUCUGGAGAUGAUGGAGGCUGUAUUAAGGUCUGGGAUACCAGACAACGAUCUCGCUGCAAUUCCUUUAAUGCUCAUCAGGACUACAUCUCCGAUAUGACUUUUUCAGCUGAUUCCAUGAAACUCCUGGGAACUAGUGGGGAUGUAACUCUGUCUGUUUGCAAUCUUCGAAGAAAUAAGGUAAGGCCAGUACUGAAAGUUUUCAGUUUAAUUAGUUGGUUCUGUGGUUAUGAUAGGUCCUAGAUAAAUCUGAGUUUUCAGAAGACGAGCUACUGUCUGUUGUUAUCAUGAAGAAUGGUCAGAAAGUUAUUUGCAGCUCACAAUCUGGGAAUAUAUUGUUGUAUUCAUGGGGUUGUUUCAAGGAUUGCAGACUUUCCAGUGAUCGUUUUAUUGAUCUCUCUCCAAAUUCUGUUGAUGCUUUGUUGAAGCUUGAUGAAGAUAGACUUAUUGCUGGAUCUGAGACCAGACUUAUCAGGCAUAUGGCCAAACAGAGUCAUCCAACCAAUUGCAGAGCACUCAGAAUAUCCGGUAGAGCGUCUUGCUGUGGGAUAUGGAUGAUAUAUUGCAAGGCUCUGGAAAUACUUCAAGGUACUCAAGCAACUGUGGAGGACAAAGAUAGUGAUGAGAUGGAUACAGAUAUUAAUACUCCGAAGUCUAGAAAAGGAACAAAGAGAAAAAAUGCAAGCAAAGAUCAUGUUAUGGGUUCACACAACUUGUUUGCUGAUUUAUAGAUGGAUGGUUGAUUACAAGUUCUCUCUAACUUUGACAGAUAAUGUCGCUGAAGAACGUAAGCUACCCUUGUCAAUCACAUACUGCUAGAAAGAAGUUUGGUUCCUGUGGAAUUUUGGUUUUUUCCUUUGGGUUAGGGAAUUGUAAAAUAUUCAUUUUUGAUA
Rosa rugosa (rugosa rose) is the source of this 1471-nucleotide messenger RNA. RefSeq names its product WD repeat-containing protein 55-like. The transcript has 10 exons. The record is from RefSeq and is a predicted model, not a curated record. Bases 866 to 1309 code for a protein of 147 amino acids. Lineage: Eukaryota; Viridiplantae; Streptophyta; Magnoliopsida; Rosales; Rosaceae.